This is a messenger RNA of Camellia sinensis, 1556 nucleotides long. The record is from RefSeq and is a predicted model, not a curated record. NCBI's taxonomy places the organism in Eukaryota, Viridiplantae, Streptophyta, Magnoliopsida, Ericales, Theaceae.
UUCUUCGGCUACUUCAUGAUUUGGCUCUCUGUCACCAAAAAAAUCUCCACUCCCCAAAUCUGGAAAAUGUGUCUCUACAUUUGCAUCGGCGCCAAUUCCCAAUCCUUCGCCAACACCGACGCUCUCGUCACCUGUGUCAAGAACUUCCCCGAGAGCCGCGGCGUUGCUUUGGGCCUCCUCAAGGGGUUCGUUGGGUUGAGCGGAGCGAUUAUCACUCAGCUCUACCGUGCUUUCUAUAGAGACGACUCCAAGUCAUUGAUUUUACUUAUUGGUUGGCUUCCAACGGCCAUUUCAUUUGCCUUUUCACGAAUGAUUCGGAUCAUGAAAGUGGUUCGACACCCGAAUGAGUUAAAAGUUUUCUGUAAUUUUCUUUAUAUUUCGCUAGGGUUAGCCGGGUUUUUAAUGAUUAUGAUUAUUUUCCAGAAAAGAUUUAACUUUACGCAGAGCGAGUACGGCGGCAGUGCUGCCGCUGUAGUCGUUCUGCUGUGUUUACCGCUCGUGGUAGUUAUAAAAGAAGAGUAUAGUAUUUGGAAGAGCAAAAAAGAAGCCCAACUCCAACUCCAACUCCAACCACAAUCCAUUGAUUUGAAAAUCGUAACCGAAAAUCAAAAUACAGAAACAAUUUUGCCACCAUCGGCGACCAGUAAUGGUGGUGGAGAAGUACUAGUACUACCAACAUCACAAAAACAGGCUGAUUCUGAUUCAGUUUCCUGUUGGAGAACCAUGUUCCGGCCACCGAACAGAGGCGAUGACUACACAAUCCUCCAAGCGCUCUUCAGCAUCGACAUGCUGAUCCUCCUCUUCGCCACCACCUGCGGCGUCGGAGGAACUUUAACAGCCAUCGACAACCUCGGUCAGAUCGGAGCUUCGCUCGGAUACCCAAAACGGAGCAUUAGUACUUUCAUAUCACUCGUCAUCAUAUGGAAUUACCUUGGCCGAGUAGUCGCCGGGUUCGUCUCAGAAAUCGUUCUAACCAAAUACAAGUUCCCUCGCCCACUCAUGCUCACCCUCAUCCUCCUCCUCUCUUGCCUCGGUCACCUCCUCAUCGCCUUCAACGUCCCCAGCGGCCUCUACAUUGCAUCAAUCAUAAUCGGAUUCUGUUUCGGAGCUCAAUGGCCAUUGCUGUUCGCAAUCAUAUCAGAAGUAUUUGGACUCAAAUACUACUCCAGAUUAUACAAUUUUGGAUCAGUGGCGAGUCCAAUUGGAUUUUAUAUACUCAAUGUCAGAGUCACCGGACAUUUGUACGAUAAGGAAGCUGAACGACAAAUGAGAGCGUCAGGGGUGAUCAGGAUGGCCGGGCAGGGCUUGAAUUGUGUUGGGGUGGAUUGUUUUAAGCUUUCUUUCAUUAUUAUCACCGCGGUGACGGUGUUAGGAGCGCUUGUUUCGGUGCUUCUGGUAAUCAGGACUAGGAAGUUUUAUAGGAGUGAUAUUUAUAAGAAGUUUAGGGAGGAGGCGGAGAAGGAGAUGGCGGUGGCCGGAAAUGGGGCGGCCGGACUGGUUUAUUGUAUUGGAAAAUGUGUUUAAAAUGAUAGUGGAAUGUAAAGUUACCAAAUUGC